GAUUACGUAAUAAUUUGCCCACAGUUAAAGUAAUAUACAACAAUAGAUGACGGGCGAACCAUCAAUAUAUUUAAAGCGUGUAUUAUAUCCGUGCUAUAGCUUGAGAUGGGAGAAACCAUAACUGCUAAAUAUUACGACUAAAGGACGAAUCUUUGAUCAGUGAUACCUGUAACAUUUUCUGAGGAGACGUUAUUGAAACAUUGCGUCAACAAGGCUAACGCAUUUUCAUCGGCACACAAAUCAUUUCCUGGAAAUUAUUUGCAAUUCAGUAUUCAUAUCAUUUUCAUCGCGGUGUGGGUGUAUUAUAGGCAGUCACGUCUUUGUCAAGGUGAGGUUGCCCAACUUCAUUUGCAAUAAGCUGUCAACAACGGAGAAAGAGGUUUUUAAGAUGACUGUCAGGUGCCCCGAAAUGUAUUUAACAAUAUUUAUAAUCUUGAUGUCAUCUUUGAGAUCCAGCGCAGAUGAUAAAAUAAGUGUUUCCUUUGACAAUGGUGACUUUGUUGUCGUUGAAGCUUUCAAAGAAAUCGAACUUAACAUGACGAUCACAUGUUCUACCAAACAUGGCGGGAAAAUGACAUUCAUGUCAGCAGAUGAAUCGGUGUUUACUGUUGAAGAAAACGUGAGUACGAUUGCUUGCUCACCAGGAGACACGGAAACAAAUGUGACACAUUCUCUAUGGAUCGAUGGAGUUGCAUUAGGUGUGACCGAUUUGCGAACAGUCUUCCAGAAUUCCACAGGCGAGUAUCUGAUCAACGCUUACUUGGUGAAAGUUUUAAGGAAGCCUUUGUUCACUCCGACAGCGUUAGCAACAAUCCUUUUGGUAUGGAUAUGUGUGUCUUAUGUUACGAUGGGGAAUAAAAUUGAACCAAAAUUGAUACUGGAUCACUUAAAACGUCCCCAUGCUGUAUUGAUCGGUUUAUUAUGCCAGUUUCUCAUCAUGCCUCCUUUGUCCCUAGCAAUCGCCAAAAUGUUCAAGUUGGACGACGCCGCUGCCAUUGGACUCAUACUCGAUGGAACAUGUCCUGGUGGCUGGUUUAGCAAUGUCUUCACUCUCCUUCUCGAUUGCGAUUUCAAUCUCAGUCUCACGAUGACGUUCUGCUCAACAGUCCUUGCGCUUGGCAUGAUGCCUUUGAACCUCUUCAUCUACACCCGCUUCUUCCUUGACCAUAAUCAACAGCUUCGGGCACCCUACGGUCAGCUCGCCAUACAAUUAGCCUUUCUCGUUGUACCUGUCGUCAUCGGUCUCGGGCUCAGCCAGAAGUUUCCAAAAGUAAAACGACUUUUUGAUAAGAUGCUGCGGCCGAUGUUGGCUGGGUUGGUAGUGGUCGCUCUUGGAGUAGGAAUCCCGACGCAGUACUACGUUGUCCUGGUGUCCUGGAGGAUAUGGGUCGCUUCCGCUGUCUUCCCGCUGAUCGGAGGUCUGUUGGGCUUUGCCAUCGCUCGUGCGACGUGUGUACAACUCAGACCCGCCGUCACAAUCGCCAUAGAGACAGGAGUCCAGAAUAGUCUCCUGGCCAUCACAAUAGUGACUUUGUAUUAUGAUCAACCCGAGAUUGAUCUGAUUGGACGUGUUCCUGCACUCAUUGGACUCCUUGUCGUAAUGGAGGGAGGGGUACUAGCCAUAUUCAAAGCCAUACGGGACUUCUACAAGACAAGAACAGAAGUGCCUCAUGUAGAGUUAGAUGAAGAGACUGGAGAUGUCGAGGACAAGGGAAGGACUGUACCAAAACCCACGGACAUAAAUGAUAUUAACCUAAGUAAUAGAGAAGAUCAACAAAUGGGACAACUUGCGUGAUGCUCAGACUUUAUGAUGUAAAAUGAUAUUUAUUUUUCUUACCACAGAUCUUAAUCAUUCUAUCAAUUUGCAAGGUCGGUUAUUUAAUGAAAUUUCAGUACGAUUAAUGACAAGUCCUGACUGAAAAAACCCUCUCAGGGACAAAGAAUCGUAUUCAGAUGAACUCAGGUUUAAUUCAUACUCUGUUCUUAACAUGUGGUAACUAUGACACAAAUUUCCAACAGUAUUGGUUCAAGUCAAAAGCAUAUUUGACACUCAAGAACACAAGUCGGAUGUAAUGAACUUGAAAACGCAGGAUUACUCCAUGUAGAUCAAAGAGCUAAACAUUGCAUCACGCUCAUGAAAAUAUAUUGGAUACAUUAGAUCCUAACAUAGCCAAUAAUUUUACUAGUGUCCCGAUUAUCCAUAGGUACGAUACUAGAAAUAGUAAUUUUGAUUUUGUAUUACCAAAACGUGAAGGUCAUAUAGGGAACACUUUUUAUUUCAAUGGCAUCCGAUUUUGGAAUUCUCUUCCCAAUCAAGUUAAAGCUGAUAAAAGUUUUUCUCACUUUAAGAGUGCACUAAAAGAAAUGCCUAUAACUGGAAUCUACUACAGAACAGUAUCACAAGUAAAAUACACAUUUUGUACAGUUGGUUUUCAGUAUUGUAGAUUAUAUAGGGCAUAAGUAGAUAAUUGCUGUUUGCUUCAGGUUUUUACAACAUAUUUGAUUGGUAGAUAUGUCGUUUUUACCAUGUUCUUGUACUGGUCGUAGUUAUUAAAUUUUGUUGUUAGAAUGUUUUUAUCCUAUAAUAGAACCCCUGGUUGGAAAUAAGCCACUCGGCUUUCAUGGGUUAUCCUGUCAAGGUUUUCUUCCCACUUAUUGUAUUUUCUAUCUUGUGAUAUUCUUGACUAAUAAAAUAAAUAAAUCAAUCAAUCAAUAAAAUCAUUAAACCAUUCAAGCAUGAUAAAAGAGUACAACACACAAAAUAUAUAAUGUAAAAAAAGUUUUUAACUUCUCAGCUUCCCAUAAUGUUAGCCCGUGUUAAUUUUCAAAAUACAGACCAAUUAUUGCAGUUAUAAAUUUGUUUUUUAACAAAUCCUUAUUACUUGGCGAUUGUAACGCUUGAAAAUGGCUCUUAAAAUGGUUACACUUGGUUUAUAUUUUCUCUAAACGUCCCGCUAAACGUCCUGUCUGUAGUAUGUACCCUAUUUCGGGGUGAUGAGAACAAAUAUUUUUGUUGACAAAUAUGUAUGGUGUCUUCAGCAGUUUCCAUGACGAAAUGUUUUAAUUUUUGCAAAAGUGCCAAACUAGUAGAGUAUAGUAGAAAAGGGCCGUAGAAGUGAUAAAAUUCAUUAAUUUCAAUUCCAUUAUUAGAAAACUAAGGUCUCAAAAUGGUUGCUGUUAUGGUAUUGGCUGAAUGAGUAGAUUAUAUUUAUAAAGAAAAUGACCAAAAUGUUUGUCAUCUUUUUGUUGAUCACCCGAGCGGUUUCCCUGAUAUGUGGUUCCUUUAGCAACUUUUUAUCAAAAUUACAAAUUUGGAAACAGAAGGGGAAGAUGAUGAACAAGGAUAUUAUUACUAUUAUCAUUAUCAUCAUCUUAUAAACCGCUUUGGGCCUAAUGAGAAAAUGCAGUUUAAUUAAUAACAAUAAAAUUAUAUGAAAAUAAUAAUAAUUUGUAUUUUUUAAAUACAUUUAUCAUUAUUCAGGGGGCUGGGGUGUGUGUUUUGUAAUGGAUCAACAUUGAUGACAGAAAUAAAGACUAAAGAAUUGAUAA
Molecule: messenger RNA, 3549 nt
Organism: Lytechinus pictus (painted urchin)
Lineage: Eukaryota; Metazoa; Echinodermata; Echinoidea; Temnopleuroida; Toxopneustidae
Product: ileal sodium/bile acid cotransporter-like
Exons: 2
Coding region: 389-1795 (468 amino acids)
Cellular component (GO): membrane
Source: RefSeq, a predicted model, not a curated record